Molecule: messenger RNA, 1112 nt
Organism: Aspergillus caelatus
Lineage: Eukaryota; Fungi; Ascomycota; Eurotiomycetes; Eurotiales; Aspergillaceae
Exons: 3
Coding region: 149-646 (165 amino acids)
Source: RefSeq, a predicted model, not a curated record
ACUCCGUAAUGCAGCCGGUAUUGGAGCCAAGGGUUUGCAUCAACUCCACACGGUGAUCAUCACGCCCUUCCCAGCACAUAAAUAGCGGCCUCAUUACCCCCCGGCCGUUCAUACCAGAUCAAUUUGCAACUCUCCAUUAGUCCCCGUAAUGAAGUUCUUCACCAGUGUCGUCCUCUUGGCUGCCACGGCCACCACUAGUCCUGUCCCAAGGAUAUUCAACCUGGUCAGCUCAAAUGCCUCGGAUGAAAGCUACAACGGUCUCUACCUGUCAACGCAACAUGUCGACCCACUGAACAGCAAGGCUGUCUUUCGCGAUGCCGCCGACGCUGCCGAAUUCUACCUCCUCGAUGGAACCGUGCGCUACAAUGCGCCGAAUGGAGCUCCCUACGAGUUGGCUCUCGUCUCGGGCGACGAGGUCCAGAGUGAGGUGGAGGUUGGCGUGAGCCCUUCAUCUGGUAGCACAGGCUUCAGUUUUACCAGUGAUAACAUCCUGGCUACUGAUAAUGAAAAUUGGGGUGGAUGGCUAGUUUGCGAUGGCGCCAGCGACCUCCCUGGUCUAUAUUAUCACAAUAAAAGCAAAGGAGGUGACGUCCCGGAUGGCUGUGAUUCUAUUGAGCUUGAUGCUGUCUACAAGGAUUCCUUGUAAGGGCGGUCAUGACAGCCAGCGAGAUUGACAUCCGGCUGGUCCAGGACGCAUAUACUUCUCCGAGGGUUGACAUAUCGAAAUGUCUAUCCACGGGUUCCGAUUGACACCGACCUAUUCGGCCACGAAUAUAUCAUGCAGCCUUGCACUGAUUAACGACGAUAUACUAUAUUUAAUCGAAACAUUACGCUAUAAUGUGUACCGCUUCCAUGGGCCAUUACGCCUGUGGUGAAGGAGAGGGACGCCAAACUGUGAAUAUACCGCUUCAUUCAAAAGAAAAGAGAAAUUUAGGCUUUAUGAUUGAUGUAUUUUUGCUAGGAUAGAGUGAUUACUGUACCUCAAUCUUCCUCGGGGUAAAUACAGUGUUGAAAUUAUACUGUCGCACAAACCAGGCAUUCCACAGUUUCCAUUCCUGCUCGGGGUAGGCUAAUCGCACAUCGAAUCUUCUUAGAAAGCUUGGAAUCAGUUU